This is a messenger RNA of Jatropha curcas, 1333 nucleotides long. RefSeq lists its product as uncharacterized. The record is from RefSeq and is a predicted model, not a curated record. Gene Ontology annotation, molecular function: phosphatidylinositol transfer activity. Lineage: Eukaryota; Viridiplantae; Streptophyta; Magnoliopsida; Malpighiales; Euphorbiaceae.
AAGCAUAAACCUCAAAAGUCCCUCUUUCCUUCCGUCUUUCCCUCUCUGGCUUUCUCUCUCUCUUUCUCUCUGCUUCUGUUUCCCAUUUGGUACACUUCACGAAAAACAAAUGACAUUCCUCUUCCUAAGGAGAACAUCAUCAAUUACCCAAUAGAAAACUAAACGCACCCCUACCAGAAAAAAAUUCUCAUAUCUUCUAAUUCUAUUGCCCAAAGCUCCCACCUUGAGCUUCAUAAGUAUGUUUAUGCGACGGAAGCAGUCCCAGAAUCAUCAAGAGAAUGAUGCUUCACAGCACGAUGCAAAGGUCAGUGAACUCAAAGCAGCUCUUGGACCUUUGUCUGGACGUAGUUUGACAUACUGUACUGAUGCAUGCAUGAGAAGAUAUCUGGAAGCUCGAAAUUGGAAUGUUGACAAGGCACAUAAGAUGUUGGAAGAGACGCUCAAGUGGCGGGCAACUUAUAAGCCCGAAGAAAUCCGCUGGCAUGAAAUAUCACAUGAAGGUGAGACAGGUAAAGUUUUCAGAGCAAAUUUUCAUGAUCGACAUGGGAGGACUGUGCUUAUAAUGAGGCCAGGGAAGCAGAAUACAACAUGUGCAGAAGAUAAUAUCCGCCAUUUGGUCUAUCUGAUUGAAAAUAGUAUCCUUAAUCUGUCUGAGGGUCAAGAACAAAUGUCUUGGUUAAUAGACUUCACUGGAUUGUCCUUGAGCAACAGUGUCUCUGUUAGAACAGCUCGUGAAAUCAUUAACAUUUUGCAAAAUCACUACCCUGAGAGGCUUGCUAUUGCAUUCCUAUAUAAUCCUCCAAGAAUUUUCGAGGCUUUUUGGAAGGUCAUUAAGUACUUCCUAGAUCCAAAAACAUUCCAGAAGGUGAAAUUUGUUUAUCCAAAAAAUAAAGAUAGUGUAGAGUUCAUGAGGUCUCUGUUUGAUAUUGACAACCUUCCGAGUGAAUUUGGGGGGAAGGCAACAAUGAACUACGACCACCAUGAGUUCUCUCGGAUGAUGGCGGAGGAUGAUGUAAAAACUGCAAAGUACUGGGGAUUUGAUCAGAAACAAAGCCAAAUUGCUUGUGGCCAUUUGGGAGCUCAGGUUGCGCCGGAGCCAACGCCUCUUGCACCCCCAGCUAGCUGAGUUAGUCUGCACAGUGCCAGUACUUGUACCAAAGAAAGCCAAAUACAUGUUCACAAUGAAGUUUGGAGUAGAUUAACUCGAACAACACUUUAUGACCAAGUUUACAGAGACAAUAGAUUUAGAAAUAAAUGCUAAUAUUGUAAUAAUCAUGAACCUUUAGUUAUGAACGGAAUGGAAAUAAAAGAUUCAUAUAACUGAUUCAAUUGA